GCGCCCUCGGGCUCUGAUUUGGCGCCUGCGCUCGGGGCCGGGCCUCGCUAUUACCAUACGGGGAGGUAUAAAGGGCCGGGCGCCGGGGCCCUUCCUCCUCACCUCCUCACUGCACUGCGGAGCUGAGUUAGGUCAGGGACCCCUCGGGAUCACAAUUUCCAGAGACGAAAAUGGUGAAAAUCGGAGUUAACGGAUUUGGCCGCAUUGGCCGUCUGGUCUGCAGGGCUUCAUUUAACUCUGGAAAAGUUGAGGUUGUGGCCAUCAACGACCCUUUCAUUGAUCUGAACUACAUGGUCUACAUGUUCAAGUAUGACUCCACUCAUGGCCGUUUCCAUGGUGAAGUGAAGGCCGAAAAUGGGAAGCUCGUGAUCAAUGGACAUGCCAUCACUGUCUUCCAGGAGCGUGACCCUGCCAACAUAAAGUGGGGCGAUGCUGGUGCACAAUAUGUUGUUGAAUCCACUGGUGUUUUCACCACCAUUGAGAAGGCCAGCGCUCACUUGAAGGGCGGUGCCAAGCGUGUUGUAAUCUCCGCCCCAUCAGCCGAUGCUCCAAUGUUUGUGAUGGGUGUCAAUCAUCAGAAGUAUGAUAACUCUCUGAAAAUCGUCAGCAAUGCUUCUUGCACCACCAACUGCCUGGCACCCCUGGCCAAGGUCAUCAAUGACAACUACGGCAUUGUGGAAGGCCUUAUGACCACAGUCCAUGCCAUCACAGCCACACAGAAGACUGUGGAUGGUCCCUCUGGGAAACUCUGGCGAGAUGGCAGAGGAGCUGCUCAGAACAUCAUCCCAGCAUCCACAGGUGCAGCGAAGGCUGUUGGCAAGGUCAUCCCUGAGCUGAAUGGAAAACUCACAGGGAUGGCUUUCCGCGUCCCAACUCCCAAUGUUUCUGUCGUGGACUUAACUUGCCGCUUGGAGAAACCAGCCAAGUAUGAUGACAUUAAGAAGGUUGUGAAGGCAGCUGCCGAUGGCCCUAUGAAGGGUAUCCUGGGAUACACCGAGGACCAGGUUGUCUCCUGUGACUUCAAUGGUGAUACCCACUCUUCCAUCUUUGAUGCUGCUGCUGGCAUUGCUCUCAACGACCACUUUGUGAAGCUGGUCUCCUGGUACGACAAUGAAUAUGGAUACAGCAACCGUGUGGUGGACUUGUUGGUUCACAUGGCAUCAAAGGAGUAAAGGCAGAGUUCCAUUUCUUACUUUCUUACAACUCGGCUCUGUAUCUUGCAGUAAGAGGCCUUCUCUUGUUCCACCUGCCUCUGAGGAAGUGGAGAGGCUGGAAGAAACUUGACUGUUUCAGUAACAUCUCCCCUCUCAAUAAAGUCAUCACUGUCUCAAA
Zootoca vivipara (common lizard) is the source of this 1332-nucleotide messenger RNA. It is a transcript of the gene GAPDH, whose product is annotated as glyceraldehyde-3-phosphate dehydrogenase. Gene Ontology annotation, molecular function: NADP binding; NAD binding; glyceraldehyde-3-phosphate dehydrogenase (NAD+) (phosphorylating) activity. Gene Ontology annotation, biological process: glycolytic process; glucose metabolic process. NCBI's taxonomy places the organism in Eukaryota, Metazoa, Chordata, Lepidosauria, Squamata, Lacertidae. Gene Ontology annotation, cellular component: cytosol. The record is from RefSeq and is a predicted model, not a curated record.